AUGAUUAGCUUAUCCAUUUCUAGUAAGUUGAAUUAUGACGAUGAAGAUUUGGUUCCGGUCUUACUUUCCUUAUCUCUGGACGAAGCAAACCAUUUGAACAUAUGGGAAGGUUAUGUGGAUUGGAGGAACAGACCUGCCAUAAGAGGCCUUCAUGGUGGAAUGCUUGCUGCUUCAUUUGUUUUAGUGGUGGAGAUACUGGAGAACCUGGCUUACCUGGCCAAUGCAAGCAACCUUGUGCUAUACUUGUCGAAAUUCAUGCAUUUCUCUCCAUCCGCUUCUGCCAACAUUGUCACCAAUUUCAUGGGCACAGCCUUCCUACUUGCUCUACUUGGUGGAUUUCUAGCAGAUGCUUUCUUCACCACUUACUGCAUCUAUUUGAUUAGUGCUGCAAUAGAAUUUACAGGUUUACUGGUACUCACUAUCCAAGCUCAUUUACCAUCACUGAAACCACCAACCUGCGCUUCAAUGAGCACAAACAAUCCAUGCAAGGAAGUUAGUGGCGGCAAAACAGUGUUGUUAUUCACAGGCCUCUAUCUGGUGGCACUAGGAGUUGGAGGAAUAAAAGGCUCUCUUCCUCCACACGGAGCGGAGCAGUUUGAUGAGACCACCCCACAAGGAAGGAAGCAGAGAUCUUCAUUUUUCAACUACUACGUGUUCUGUCUCUCUUGUGGUGCACUUGUUGCGGUAACUUUCGUGGUGUGGAUUGAAGACAACAUAGGCUGGCAAUGGGGUUUUGGGAUUGCGACUGCAACAAUUCUUCUCUCCAUCCCACUCUUCCUCCUAGGCUCUCCUACAUACCGGACCAAAGUUCCUACAGGAAGUCCGAUCACGACCAUGUUUAAGGUUUUUGCUGCAGCAAUGUGCAAUAACAUUGAAGCUAGAAGUCCUAGCAAUACAGUCACAACAGUCCCAUCUCAUACACAUGAAACCAGUGAGGGAGAAACUAAUAGACAUUCCCAAAAAAAAGGGAGAAAUCAAGCUCUAUCAGAAAACCUCAAGUUCCUUAACAAAGCAGUGACUAUUAAACCUGUCCACCCAAUGCUACAAUGCACUGUAAAACAAGUUGAGGAGGUCAAAAUAGUCCUAAGAAUUCUCCCAAUCCUUAUGUCCACCAUAAUGCUAAACUGCUGCCUUGCUCAGCUCUCCACAUUCUCAGUGCAACAAGCAGCCACCAUGAACACCAACCUCGGAUCCCUCAAAGUUCCACCGGCUUCUCUCCCUGUCUUCCCUGUCCUCUUCAUCAUGAUCCUCGCACCGCUCUACAACCAAGUCAUUGUCCCCUUUGCAAGAAAAGUAACCAAAACCGAAAUGGGGAUCACUCACCUACAGAGAAUUGGAAUAGGAUUAUUGUUCUCCAUCGUCGCCAUGGCAGUUGCUGCCUUGGUCGAAAUCAAGAGAAAAAACGUCGCAGCCAAACACGGCUUGCUCAACUCUGCCGAGCCAUUACCCAUCACAUUUCUCUGGGUGGCUUUGCAAUACUUGUUUCUUGGCUCAGCUGAUCUCUUCACAUUAGCCGGAAUGAUGGAGUUUUUCUUCACUGAAGCUCCACUAAGCAUGAGGUCUCUAGCCACAGCUCUGUCUUGGGCUUCAUUGGCCAUGGGAUACUACCUCAGCUCAGUGCUUGUGAACAUUGUCAAUGGUGUCACUGGAGCAUAUAGACAUAGACCUUGGCUGAUUGGUGCCAACUUGAACAUGUAUCACCUUGAGAGGUUUUACUGGUUGAUGUGUGUUCUGAGUGGGGUGAAUUUCUUGUACUAUCUCUUAUGGGCAAGCCGUUAUGAAUACAGAUCAGGGCUUCAUGAUGAAGAUGAUGCUUUAAAGGAACAUGAAAAUCCAACUCUCAAGGAUUAA
Molecule: messenger RNA, 1851 nt
Organism: Fragaria vesca subsp. vesca
Lineage: Eukaryota; Viridiplantae; Streptophyta; Magnoliopsida; Rosales; Rosaceae
Product: nitrate transporter 1.2-like
Exons: 5
Coding region: 1-1851 (616 amino acids)
Biological process (GO): transmembrane transport
Cellular component (GO): membrane
Molecular function (GO): transmembrane transporter activity
Source: RefSeq, a predicted model, not a curated record